AUGGCCGGAGAGUUGAACCCGCAGAGUAAAGUCCCUUUCCAUAACUUAGAGCAAGAGCUUAGACUAAGGGACCUGAUAGGAUUCGUUCCCCAGCAUGAUACUGUUCUGCCCGACAUCACUGUUCGCGAAAAUAUUCUUUAUUCCGGCCGUGUGUUACUUGGUGGGCAGCUGCCUGAUGAAAAGAUUCAAGAAUACAUAGAUUUUCUGAUAUCAUCUCUGGGUAUCAAGUAUAUUCGCGAUCAGUUGGUUGGUGAUCUCCUGAAAGAAAGGGGACGAGCAAUAUCCGGGGGUGAGUUUAAACGUGUGAGUAUCGCUCUCGCAUUAGCUGCCGCACCGAGGGUUUUAGUUCUGGACGAGCCAACGUCCGGCCUGGAUUCUACAGCUGCAUAUUCAGUGAUGAAGCUUUUACACUCAAUCUCCCGCCAGGGAAUCAUGGUGGUUUGCGUGAUACACCAGCCGCGCGUCGAGAUAUUCCGUCUCCUAGAUGAUGUCAUGACUCUGAACGCUGGGAUCCAGGUUUAUCUUGGAAAGGCAGCGGAGGCGCAGUUAUUCUUCGAGCAGUUGGGCCACAACUUCCCUGCCACAUCAAACCCAGCAGAUGUCAUCCUUGAUGUCUUAUUACAUUAUUCCCAUGCCCCGCAUUGGAAAGAGAACCAGCCUUCUGGAAUCGGGAUAGCAGACCCGACAACACUCAUUGAGGUAAUGAAGAAAAGAAGAGCGCCUUGGCCUCGCCAACUUUGGCUUGCGUUUUGCCGGAGUAUAAUACAACAAAGCCGACAAACUACAGGCCUCGCUCUAGAGAUUGUAUCUAGUGCAGUCAUUGGUCUCAUGAUUGGUUUGGCUGCUUUUGAAUCUAGAGGCCAAUUCUUCCAAGGGAUCUAUCACUAUCCGUUUGACCUUCUUUCGAGUGCCGUUGAAUAUCGGCUGAUAGCCGAACAGGGCCUUUUAUGUUGUCUCGCCAUUGCUUGUGCGGCUGGUCCUCCUGGGGUGAAGAUAUUUGGGGAGGAGAAGUUGACUUUCUAUCGAGAAUCGCAGUGUGGCCAUUCUCGCAGUGCUUAUUUCCUGGGGAAGAAUUUGGCGGUAUAUACGGCCUUGGGUUCGUUGUAUCGGCCGUAA
Penicillium cosmopolitanum is the source of this 1116-nucleotide messenger RNA. RefSeq lists its product as uncharacterized. Gene Ontology annotation, molecular function: ABC-type transporter activity; ATP binding; ATP hydrolysis activity. NCBI's taxonomy places the organism in Eukaryota, Fungi, Ascomycota, Eurotiomycetes, Eurotiales, Aspergillaceae. The record is from RefSeq and is a predicted model, not a curated record. The transcript is spliced from 4 exons. Bases 1 to 1116 code for a protein of 371 amino acids.